AUGGCAGGCACCGGCCCGAAGCGGCGCGCGUCCGCGGCCCCCGCGGCGGCCGAGGAGGAGGAGCGGCAGGCGCGGGAGCGGAUGCUGGCGGCGCGGCGCGGGGACGGCGCGGGGGGCGCCGAGGGCGCGGAGGGCGUGACCCUGCAGCGCAGCAUCACGCUGCUCAACGGCGUGGCCAUCAUCGUGGGCACGAUCAUCGGCUCGGGCAUCUUCGUGACGCCCACCGGCGUGCUCAAGGAGGCGGGCUCGCCCGGGCUGGCGCUGGUGGUGUGGGCCGUGUGCGGGGUCUUCUCCAUCGUGGGGGCGCUCUGCUAUGCGGAGCUGGGGACCACCAUCACCAAGUCGGGGGGCGACUACGCGUACAUGCUGGAGGUCUACGGCUCGCUGCCCGCCUUCCUGAAGCUCUGGAUCGAGCUGCUCAUCAUCCGGCCCUCCUCGCAGUACAUCGUGGCCCUCGUCUUCGCCACCUACCUGCUCAAGCCGCUCUUCCCCACCUGCCCGGUGCCCGAGGAGGCCGCCAAGCUCGUGGCCUGCCUCUGCGUGCUGCUGCUCACGGCCGUGAACUGUUACAGCGUGAAGGCUGCCACCCGAGUCCAGGACGCCUUUGCGGCCGCCAAGCUCCUGGCGCUGGCCCUCAUCGUGCUCCUGGGCUUCAUCCAGAUCGGGAAGGGUGGUGUGUCCAAUCUGGAUCCCAAGUCCUCGUUUGAGGGCACCAAACUGGACGUGGGAAACAUUGUGCUGGCGUUGUACAGUGGCCUCUUUGCCUACGGGGGAUGGAAUUACUUGAAUUUCGUCACGGAGGAGAUGAUCAAUCCCUACAGAAACCUGCCCCUGGCUAUCAUCAUCUCCCUCCCCAUCGUCACCCUGGUGUAUGUGCUGACGAACCUGGCCUACUUCACCACCUUGUCCACGGAGCAGAUGCUGACGUCAGAGGCUGUGGCCGUGGACUUCGGGACCUACCACCUGGGCGUCAUGUCCUGGAUCAUCCCCGUCUUCGUGGGCCUGUCCUGCUUCGGCUCUGUCAAUGGGUCCCUCUUCACGUCUUCCAGGCUGUUCUUCGUGGGGUCCAGGGAGGGCCAUCUGCCUUCCGUCCUCUCCAUGAUCCACCCACGGCUCCUGACGCCCAUGCCCUCCCUCGUGUUUACGUGCAUCAUGACCCUCCUGUACGCCUUCUCUAGAGACAUUUUCUCCGUCAUCAACUUCUUCAGCUUCUUCAACUGGCUCUGCGUGGCCCUGGCCAUCAUCGGCAUGCUGUGGCUUCGCUACAAGAAGCCCGAGCUGGAGCGGCCCAUCAAGGUGAACCUGGCCCUCCCAGUGUUCUUCAUCCUGGCCUGCCUGUUCCUGAUCGCCGUGUCCUUCUGGAAGACCCCCGUGGAGUGUGGCAUCGGCUUCACCAUCAUCCUCAGCGGCCUGCCCGUCUACUACUUCGGGGUCUGGUGGACAAACAAGCCCAAGUGGCUUCUCCGUGGCAUCUUUUCCACGACGGUCCUUUGCCAGAAGCUCAUGCAAGUGGUGCCCCAGGAGACGUAAGCGAGAAGGGCCGAGAAGCUGCCGGAAAGAAACGCACAAAGAUUGUGAUAAAACAACUCACCUCGAAAAGCGACUCUAGUCCGGUCAUCCAGGCAGCUCAGCUGAGCGCCCCACACCGUCCCUCCGCCAGGUCAGGGGGCCGGGGCCACAGUAAAAACUGGUACGAAUCUAGUCCCAGAAAGUGAACUUCCACCCUUACCUCCGUGAGCGGUGGACCGAGGAGAGGCUGGGCCCCUGGCGCCCUGCGGACCAUUGUCCACGUUGGGCCCGUCUCCUUCCCACCUUGGUUUAUUUGUAUUAUUUUUUUAACUUAAGUUUUAGGUCAAGUUGACAACACCAUGAUGCUUAGUUUCUAAAGAACUGAGGGGGAGCGGGGAGAGUUUCCCCUCACGCCCCCCACGGCACGAUUGCCUCAGAGGGACCAGGUCGUUUGCGGAGCGCGACCCUCGGCCUGGUCUCGGUGCAGGCUCCCGGGAAGGGAGGGAUUCUGAGCACCAGACACUCCAGUCCCACGAACAGAGCGCCCAACACUCCGGCCUCGCCGCGUGGACCUCAGAGCUGCACUGACAGACGGCGGCCCAGACCACACGCUUGGCUUUUUUUUUUGUCGUCGCUUGUUGUCGUAGACGUAGUGAUUUAGCGAACACUAAUCUCGGGACUUAGGUCUCUUUGCCUUAAAGACCCAAGGGUAGAUUUCCUCUCCCGUCCCCAGAAGAGAGAAGAGAAAGUCACUAGAACAGCGGCCUUCAGAGAGUGACGCUGGCCCCAGCUCCACACAAGGCGGGUCCCGAGCCCGGUGCCUGCUGUAGGUGGGGGCCUCCGACAGAGGUCACGGGCAGCUGGACGAUCCCCGAGCUGAGCCGCCACCGGUGUGCACUACCCGGGAUGUCGGUGCAGAGCCAGCUCCGGGCCAGACCCCAGUCACCCGGGAUGCACAGGGCUUCCGACCUCGUACGUCCCACCCUGGACGCCAGCCUCAGCAACGGCAGCGCCAUGGCAGGACUCGGACGUCUUCUGUGCCCGUCGGACGUGGGCCGUGGGUGGCGCCGCCUCCAGCCCGCUCUGCAUACAGCAUCAGAACCGGGCUAUAGCUUUUUCAGGCAAAGCCCCAGACUUGGAAUCUUCUAGAACCGACCAGAUGAGAAAGGCAGACACUGUGACCCCUCGUGGGCUUCCCAGCCGGGGAGUCCCUCAAGGCAGCCGCCUCCCAGCCGGGGCCUGAAGAACCGACCUCACGGGCUGGACGACACCCCAGCCAACUGCCUGGCCCCAGCCCCGGCCCCCUCCUGCACGGCCGGGCCCUCGUCACCGCUCUGACUGCUGCUCCGGAGACUUGUGUCUCUGUGGUUCCCAAGGCGCCUUCCCCAGGGGCGGCAGCUGGGGCCCGGCCAGUGUGUCCUACUCUGGCUGGCGACCCCGGGUUACCGCUGUGUGAGGGCAGGGAGCACCGCCCUCCAGGGUCGUGCAUCUCCCACCAGACCCCCAUCUUAGGCCCCGGGUGGCUCUGCUUUGGUCCCUGACUGCUGACCACCUCCCCAGGGGCGCGCUGAGCUGAGCCCUCAGGCGUCCGGAGGCUGAGAAGUGGGCCGGGCCGCCAUUCCUCCUGCUUGGGGGCUGAGCACAGCGCUGGCUCUGGGGGGACGCAGGGGGCUGGGGGGCGGG
Messenger RNA from Lynx canadensis (Canada lynx), 3192 nucleotides. RefSeq names its product solute carrier family 7 member 5 (gene SLC7A5). Gene Ontology annotation, molecular function: L-amino acid transmembrane transporter activity; neutral L-amino acid transmembrane transporter activity. The coding region runs from base 1 to 1530 and encodes 509 amino acids. Gene Ontology annotation, cellular component: membrane. Lineage: Eukaryota; Metazoa; Chordata; Mammalia; Carnivora; Felidae. The transcript has 10 exons. Gene Ontology annotation, biological process: amino acid transmembrane transport; neutral amino acid transport. The record is from RefSeq and is a predicted model, not a curated record.